AUGGUGAUCCCGGCGGCCAUCUUGCACCCGCCCUUUUACGUGGCGACCUACCCGAAGUCCUACAACCUGGGUAGCCUGGGCCACGUGCUUGGUCACGAGAUGACGCACGCCUUCGAUCCCGAGAUGGGACUCUACGACCGCAGCGGCCAGCGCAAGGAUUGGUGGACUUCUGGGUCUCGGGUGGAGUUCGAGAAUCGUCUGGACUGCCUGCGACGAAUGUACAACACCAUUCCGUGGGCGGAGGGUGUCGCGCAUGGAGACUACGCGCUCUCCGAAAACUUUGCCGACUCGGGAGGUCUCCUCAAAGCGUACAGAGCUUUCCGGGCCGCGAAAGCCGGAUCCCGACCAGCGGCGCCUGCAAGUCUUGCGAGCUUCACGGAUGAGCAGAUGUUCUUUCUGAGUAGUUGCUUCAAGUGGUGCUCAGCGGAAGACAAGGAAAGUGCCGGAUCGUACUCGCCACCCAGACUCCGCUGCAAUGUGCCGCUCAUGAAUAUGCCGCAGUUUGCUGCGGCGUUCCACUGCGGCCCGGGAAAGGCCAUGAAUCCUUCGACUCGGUGCGACUUCAUGUGA
Messenger RNA from Rhipicephalus microplus (southern cattle tick), 570 nucleotides. RefSeq names its product endothelin-converting enzyme 1. Lineage: Eukaryota; Metazoa; Arthropoda; Arachnida; Ixodida; Ixodidae. Gene Ontology annotation, molecular function: metalloendopeptidase activity. Gene Ontology annotation, biological process: protein processing. Gene Ontology annotation, cellular component: plasma membrane. The record is from RefSeq and is a predicted model, not a curated record.